AUGCGUGACGCGCCUGUACGCAAACGCAGACGCCCAGCCAAGAGCUGUGAGCAAUGUCGGAAGCGUAAAAUAAAGUGUGAUCUUGAAGAGCCUUGUGGGCCGUGUAUGAAAGCCCGCGCGUCCCUUGCCUGUUCAUACUCGGCAGACAGCAUCCGGGACAGUCAACCUUCUCGUAACGAGCCAAGGCCCUGCCUCACCGUAAGAGACGAUAACAUUCUCGAAAUUCCCGGCGCAUUUGAUAUCCUUGGCGAGACUGCCGUGGAGACAAACCAGCCUAAUUUGGAAGAUGAAAGCGUGAGCAAAGAUGUCAAUCCGACGAUAACUACCGCUUUAAGCGAUAUACGAAGCAGAGUUGCGCGUCUGGAAAGAGAAAGCAACUCGAAUGCUGGUGUUGCGCCUGCAGUCAAGGACUUGCAAAGUCGUCUUGCAAGGAUAGAAAGGCAUUUGACGACCGUCUCUGCCGAAAAAGAUGAAUCAGGCGCUCCACCUUUUCGAAGAAGACCAGAACUUUCUGUGCCACCGACUGAGCCUCGCCUCCGAGUUGGUGCUAGCAAGACAAGACUUUUUGGUCCGGGGCACUGGCUUCAUACAGCAACAAAGUUCCAAGUGCUUGGCAGCUUUGAUCAUGAGGAGGCCCUGCCACCUUUUCCGGCAGAUGGCCUGAGUGCAAAAAUGAAGAGUCUGCGGGCAUUGCGGCAUUUUGCAAAGAAGCAGCAAUCCGUCACACUUCACGAUCCAGUUCCAGAUAUAACAAGCACACUGCCUUCCAGACAGGUCUGUGAUGAACUUGUCCGAGCAUAUAUCAGGACUUUCGAGCCGGUCUUUCGGAUCUUCCAUCUGCCUUCGUUCUGGAAGAUGUAUGAAGCUUACUGGAACGACACAGACCAAGGAACUCCGGUCAGUUUUCGCAUGAAGCUGGUAUUGGUCCUCGCCAUUGGAACCACUUUCUACCCUCACCGGAGCGAACUCGAGAGACUACAGCGUCUGGCACAUACGUGGAUCUAUGCUGCCCACUGGUGGAUGACGGGGCCUACUGAGAAACUCACUUACAACCUUGACGGGCUGCAGGUAGGCUGCCUUCUCCAACUGGCCCGGCAAACAAAUUCGUUGGGGGCGUCAUCUUGGUUCUCGGCUGGAACACUCCUACGCGUGGCCCUAUUCAUGGGCUUGCAUCGAGACCCAGGGCAUUUUCCUUCUUUGACCCCCUUCCACUCGGAAAUGCGUCGACGGCUCUGGGCGACUGUCUUAGAGUUGACAGCUUUGCCGGCUUUGGACUCCUCCAUGCCUCUAGAGGUGUCCAUGGACGACUAUGACACCCAAGCGCCAUCAAACCUGAACGACGAGGACUUGAAUCCAGACUCAAAUGCACCACUUCGACCAAAGGCUGACGGGGAGGUCACGGACACGUCCAUUCAGCGCUUAUUGCUCAGAUCCUUGCCAACAAGAUUGCGUGCCACAAAGCUUAUCAGCAACCUCGCAAGCCCACAACCAUAUGAAGAGACUGUCAACCUGGGUGUUGAGCUCAGAUCAUCCUGUCGCGAAGCGGCUGCCUUAUUUCAAACAGCGUCUACUUCGGGAAAAACCGGGGACUUGCCAAUAUCUUCCUUCCAAAAGGAAUUCAUUGACAUGUACCUGCGACGUUAUAUUUUAUUUCUCCACAGGCCCUUCGUUCUGCAAGGCCAGAAAGAUCCUCGGUUCUAUCUAGCCCGCAAAAUCUGCAAGGACUCCGCACUCGUCAUCGCCUCCUACGCCAAUGGGCUGAAUCUGCCAUCUCAGGACCUCGACGAUCUGUCACGCAUGUUCAUAACUAUUAGCGGCACCCUCAAAGGCCCGCUGAGUUUCGAUGUAAUCUCUAUGCUGGGCCUCGAGCUCCUCGCUCAACUCGAGGAGGACGGUGCAGGGACAUCCACGGCCAUCGACCCACUCGACGAGAUGGGCAGGGCAGCGAGAGCGCCCGUGAAGAAGGCGCUCGAACAUAUCAACGAGCAGCUCCUUCAGCUGAUCGCGCUGGGAGUGCCGCGCCUCAAGCGGUACGGCUUUCUCUCCGUCAUGUUGAGCCAGGCCCGGGCUCUCGAGACAGGACAGCCUAUCAAACAAGCGGUUUAUGGCGCGAUGCGAGACUGCAUGGAUAAGUGCUGCGCGUAUCUGGAAGCUGCGAGGGUGGUGUCAACUCCGCAGGACUCGAUCGAGAGUUUGACGCGUGCGAGCACUUCGGUUACCGAUGAGUUCGAGGAUCCCUUCGGAUUCGACCUCAACGAUAUCCUGAACCCGGGACUCAUGUUGAGCAUGCCCGGAGUGAUGUUUCCUCCCGAUGGGAACAGUAAUGACCAGUUCGACUGGAUUUAA
Thyridium curvatum is the source of this 2346-nucleotide messenger RNA. RefSeq lists its product as uncharacterized. Gene Ontology annotation, biological process: DNA-templated transcription; regulation of transcription by RNA polymerase II. The transcript has 3 exons. Gene Ontology annotation, cellular component: nucleus. The coding region runs from base 1 to 2346 and encodes 781 amino acids. The record is from RefSeq and is a predicted model, not a curated record. Lineage: Eukaryota; Fungi; Ascomycota; Sordariomycetes; Thyridiales; Thyridiaceae. Gene Ontology annotation, molecular function: DNA-binding transcription activator activity, RNA polymerase II-specific; zinc ion binding; RNA polymerase II cis-regulatory region sequence-specific DNA binding.